This is a messenger RNA of Anas platyrhynchos (mallard), 1141 nucleotides long. RefSeq lists its product as uncharacterized. Gene Ontology annotation, cellular component: membrane. Lineage: Eukaryota; Metazoa; Chordata; Aves; Anseriformes; Anatidae. The record is from RefSeq and is a predicted model, not a curated record.
CCCGCCUCCCCGCGGGGCCGUGUCCCGGGGCGGAGCCUGCGGUGCCGGGGCCGUGCGGGCGCUGCGUGCCCCGGCCCGGCCGGUCCCGGGGGGGGCCAUGUCUCGGUGCCGGCGCUCCGGGGAUCGGUACCGGUACCUGGUGUUCUGGCAGCGCCCCAUGGUGCCGCUGGGGCUGCUGCAGCUGGCGCUCAGCGCCCUCUGCGUCGUCAGCGGCUUCGUGGACGGCGUCUUCAGGACCGAGUCCGCGCUGGGCAGGACCAGAGCCCCGGUGUGGGCCGGCAUGGUCAUGGGAGUCCCGGGCGUCCUGGCUUUGUUUUCCUCUCAGAGAAAGAACCCCAUUCUCGUGAACGUGCUGAUAGCUGCGUCUAUAAUCUCUUGUGUUGCCAUCCUCAUUGUGAUAGCUUAUGGCUCCCUGACGCUGGGCUAUGGGGAAGAGGAGGACCUAAGCUCCCACCCAGCCCACGUUAUCCGCACGAAGUUCGUACUUAGCAAAGUUGUCAAGGGUGCUAGCAUCACGAUGCUCGUUGCAUCGAUCUGCAGUACUGUCGUCGUGACGAUUAUUGCUUACUUGGGAUGCCGAAGUCUUCCGUGCUGCGCGUGCUAUGAUAGCGUAACUGGAAUGGAAUGGUUGCAACCUAAUGAGGACCAGAAUCAGGCUCUGGAGAUGGUUUGCGCUGUACAAAGUCCGGGAGACAGAAUUUUCAAUUUCCCAGAUCGGUUUCCAGUCCAGGACGUUGACACAGAGGAAGACACAUCCAAACCUCCACCAUACAUCAGAAUGACUUGAAAAAGUGAUAGAACAUUUUCAAGCUACUAGUCUAAAUGUGUAGCAAGAUGGAUGUGAGAAGUUCUUCAUCCUCAAGACGGCUGUGCACUUUCCCUGGGCCUUUUAAAAAGCACCCACAGAAAGAACUAUUGACUGCCCAGUGGUCAGCAAAGAUCCCAGUGCAAAUGACUACAGAUAUUUUUGGAUGUUCAGACUUUACAUAGUUAAAAUACCUCAUUGUCUCUGGAAAGCAUGAGCUUUUUUCCUCCAGCUUUUGUACUUAAUUCAUGUUUUAUUCCUCUAGAAUUCAUCAUGCAAUUUGUCUAGCAGUGCUAGCCUGAUGCAUUCAAAUAUUAAAUACUAUUAAUUUUUAAA